AGUAUAAGGUACUUACUCACACAAGAAAAGUCAUAUCUAGCAACUCCAAACACAAACCGACAUCCGGUGAGAAAAACAGAGGAAAAAUGGAUUCAGUCUUAAAUUACCUAAACCCCACCGCCAUAAUCGGAAUCCUUUCUCUAAUAAUAGUCUUGCUCUAUAUACUUCUCUUUCGUCCCUUCAAACCUGGUGGUAACCUCAAAGAACCUCCCAUGGCAGCUGGUGCGUGGCCUAUACUGGGUCACCUUCCAUUGUUGCGCGGUUCACAGCCACUCCACACGACUUUAGGCACCAUGGCUGAUAAAUAUGGACCUCUUUUCACCAUCAAGUUCGGCGCUACAAAGGCCAUAGUACUCAGCAACUGGGAAAUGGCCAAAGAGUGUUUCACCAUAAACGACAUGGCCGUUUCGUCUCGCCCCAAAACCGUUGCAAUUGAGAACCUUUCUUACAACUUCGCCGUUUUCGGUUUAGGACCGUACGGUCCAUACUGGCGCGAGCUUCGAAAGAUCGUAACGCUAGAGCUACUCUCGAACCGCCGCAUAGAGCUACUAGGCCACGUUCGCGUCUCUGAAGUUCAAGCUUCCAUUAACGAGCUCUAUAGUCUUUGGUCCAGAAAGAAAAACAAGGAGUCUUAUAACUCUGAUGAUGACGGUUAUGUGUCGGUGGAGAUGAAAGAAUGGUUUUCGCAACUGACCUUCAACACGGUUCUUAGAAUGAUUGCUGGAAAGAGAUACUUUGGUGGUGCUACCGCGGAUGCUGUGUCGGCGGCCGGCGGCGAGGAAAAGGCGAAGAAGUGUUUAAAAUUAAUUGAAGAUUUUAUGCAUCUUUUGGGGUUAUUUACUGUGGGAGACGCUAUUCCUGCGCUCAGGUGGAUGGAUUUGGGAGGCCAUGAGAGAGCCAUGAAAAGAACUGCUAAGGAAUUGGACAGUGUUUUGAAUGAAUGGUUAGAGGAGCAUAGAAGAAGUUUCGGUGAAAAGGCUACCAGUGAACGUGACUUCAUGGAUGUUAUGAUUUCCAUUAUCGGAGAAAAAAAGAUUCAUGGGUUUGAUGCUGAUACUAUAAUUAAAGCCACAACAAUGGCAAUGAUCGUGGGAGGAACUGAUACAACUGGUGUUACUCUUACAUGGGCACUAAGUUUGUUAUUAAGAAAUCCUCGUACACUAAAAAAAGUAAAAGAAGAACUCGAUAGUCAAAUUGGAAAAGAGAGAUGCAUAACAGAGUCAGAUUUAAACAAAUUGGUGUAUCUUCAAGCCAUAGUGAAAGAGACACUAAGAUUAUAUCCAGCAGGUCCUCUUGGAGGACCACGUGAAUUCACAGAGAGUUGCACUUUAGGUGGAUUUUAUGUUAAAAAAGGAUCUCGACUAAUUACAAAUAUAUGGAAGAUUCAAACUGAUCCUAGUAUUUGGUCAGAUCCCUUGGAAUUCAAGCCAGAGAGGUUCCUCACAACUCACAGAGACACAGACCUUAAGGGUCAGCAUUUCGAGUUUUUGCCAUUUGGAAGUGGUAGAAGGAUGUGUCCUGGAAUGUUGUUUGCACUUCAAAUGGUUCACUUUGCUUUGGCCAGGUUCUUGCACUCGUUUGAGAUUUUGAAACCAUCUUCUGAUGAAGCAAUUGAUAUGACUGGUAUCCUUGGACUGUCUUAUGCUAAAGCUACUCCAAUUGAGAUUCUCAUCAAGCCAUGUUUGGCUCAAGCUUGUUAUGAAACCAUGUAAUCUUUAGUACUUAGUAGUAUAUGCCGGUGUUCGUGUGGUACAACUAUAUGAAGCUAUGAAGUAUAGUGCAGAAGAUUUGAUUUGGAUUCCAGAAAAUGAUCUGAUACCAGACAAUGUUAUAGCCUACACCUUAGCUUGUGAAGUUGGAUGAUGAUCUAUUGAAAUAUCUUAGUGUGGUUAGUGGUCUAAUAAGUAGUAAGUGCUUUUGGUUAUGUUUGUUAAAUUUUGGAUUGACUUUAUAUUGAGUUAAUAUGAUUGUACUCUAUCAUAUUACUAUUAUACUCCA
This is a messenger RNA of Arachis stenosperma, 1998 nucleotides long. RefSeq names its product cytochrome P450 82A1-like. Gene Ontology annotation, molecular function: monooxygenase activity; heme binding; oxidoreductase activity, acting on paired donors, with incorporation or reduction of molecular oxygen. Gene Ontology annotation, biological process: defense response to other organism. The coding region runs from base 87 to 1712 and encodes 541 amino acids. Lineage: Eukaryota; Viridiplantae; Streptophyta; Magnoliopsida; Fabales; Fabaceae. The transcript has 2 exons. The record is from RefSeq and is a predicted model, not a curated record.